Messenger RNA from Brassica rapa (field mustard), 9780 nucleotides. RefSeq names its product 9-cis-epoxycarotenoid dioxygenase NCED6, chloroplastic. Gene Ontology annotation, biological process: carotene catabolic process. The record is from RefSeq and is a predicted model, not a curated record. NCBI's taxonomy places the organism in Eukaryota, Viridiplantae, Streptophyta, Magnoliopsida, Brassicales, Brassicaceae. Gene Ontology annotation, molecular function: carotenoid dioxygenase activity. Gene Ontology annotation, cellular component: chloroplast stroma.
UAGUUCCGAACGGGAGUUAUUUAUAUAUACUCUCUUUCAUUUAAUAGAUUAGUUUCCCCAAAAUCUUCUUAAACAUGAGACAAUACAUUUAUUUGUAAAGCACAUUAUUUAUUCCUAUAGGCUCCCACCUCUUUGAAAAGAUUCACUAACUUUGUUUUGGAUUUAAAUACACAAAUAUCUUAGAGUAAUUAUGAUAUAUGCAUAGACGUAUGGUUUUAUCAAUAGUUAUCUAUAUUGUAAAUUUUUAAUAAUAUAAUAGAGAUAAUUAUUUGCCACAUGUCAAUACUCUACUAAAUUUUUUUUAUUUUUAAAUUCAACCGCUAGUAGGUUGAGAAAACAAAAACAAACCAAAAAAUCUUUUAGAAAAAAAACAACUUAUAAAACGUGACCAUGCUCCUUCAUGUUUACAAUGCAAAAUAUCAUUCACUCCACUCUGACCUCGCCACCAUGCAACACUCUCUCCGCUCCAAUCUUCUUCCGCCGGAAACAUCCUCACGUUUUCAUUUACGCCCACAAAUCAAGCAUGCAAAUAUUACUAAGUCCCAACUUCUCAUUAAUAACCCUUUCAAGAAAACAACAAAACCUCCAGACUUCCCUCCUCUCCUCACUUCACCGGCGACGUCACCUCCGUCUCCGGUUAAGCUCAAGCCGACCCAUCAUCACUUAAACCCUCUCCAGAAGCUAGCAGCUUCCAUGCUCGACAAAAUCGAGUCCUCCCUCGUUGUACCAAUGGAACAAAACCACCCGCUACCUAAACCGACCGAUCCAUCUAUUCAAUUAUCUGGAAAUUUCGCUCCCGUUAAUGAAUGUCCGGUUCAAAACGGUUUAGAAGUCAUCGGUAAUAUUCCUCCUUGUCUACGUGGAGUCUACAUCCGUAACGGCGCUAAUCCUAUGUUUCCGCCGUUAGGUGGACACCAUUUGUUUGACGGUGACGGAAUGAUUCACGCAGUUAGCAUCGGUUCUGAUAACCGGGUUAGUUACAGCUGCCGGUACACUAAAACAAACCGGCUUGUUCAGGAAGCCGAGCUUGGCCGGUCGGUUUUCCCUAAACCCAUCGGCGAGCUUCACGGUCACUCGGGUUUGGCUCGACUCGCUUUAUUCGCCGCUCGAGCUGAGAUUGGUCUUGUGGACGCGACACGUGGCAUGGGUGUAGCUAACGCCGGCGUCGUUUACUUUAACGGAAGAUUAUUAGCCAUGUCAGAGGAUGAUCUCCCUUACCACGUGAAGAUCAACGGCCAUGGAGAUCUCGAGACGAUCGGACGGUUCCAAUUCGAUGAACAGAUUGAUUGUCCAGUAAUAGCGCAUCCUAAAGUGGACCCUACCACAGGAGAUCUUCACACGCUGAGUUACAACGUUUUGAAGAAACCUCAUCUCAAAUAUCUUAAAUUCGACACGUGCGGGAAAAAGACACGUGACCUUGACAUCACACUCGAGCAACCCACGAUGAUUCACGAUUUUGCAAUAACCGAAAAUUUUGUCGUGAUCCCAGAUCAGCAAAUGGUAUUCAAAUUAUCCGAAAUGAUUCGGGGCGGGUCACCGGUUAUCUACGACAAAGAGAAGAUGUCCAGAUUCGGGGUUUUGUCAAAACAGGAUCCGACCGGGUCGAGUGUAAAUUGGGUCGAUGUACCCGACUGCUUCUGUUUCCAUCUAUGGAACGCGUGGGAAGAGAUAGCCGAGGACGGUGACCCGGUUAUCGUCGUCAUUGGGUCGUGCAUGAACCCGCCCGAUACGAUUUUCAGCGAAUCUGGAGAACCGACUCGGAUUGAAUUAACUGAAAUACGGUUAAACCUGCGGACAAAAGAAUCGAACCGGAAGGUUAUUGUAACCGGGAUGAAUUUAGAAGCGGGUCAAGUAAACCGGAAUUUCCUGGGCCGAAAAACCCGGUUCGUUUAUUUAGCGGUAGCGGAUCCUUGGCCGAGAUGCAGUGGCAUCGCAAAAGUUGAUUUAGAGAACGGAACCGUUAUCCAAUUCAAAUACGGACCGGGCCGGUUCGGCGGCGAACCGUAUUUCGUAGCGGACGGAGAAGGAGAAGACGAAGGGUAUGUAAUGGGGUUUGUGAGGGACGAAGAGAGAGAUGAGUCGGAGUUUGUGGUAGUUGACGCAUCGGAGAUGAAGCAAGUAGCGGCCGUGCGACUACCGGAGAGAGUACCGUACGGUUUCCACGGAACGUUCGUGAGCGAGAAUCAGUUGAAGGAACAAGUUUAAUUUCUGACGUAGGAGUAUUUUCAUAAUUCUGCAAACCCUCCUUUUAAUAUUUUGUGUUUAAUUGCUUUGUUAGUAUAUCAUUUGUGUAUAAGAAUUAAGAAGGGAGACGUUGUUGGCUUUGUUAACUUAAUUACUGUUUAUAGAAAGAUUCUCUAGUUAUUUAUACAUGCUGAAUUAUCAAAAAGAAAGUUCAGUCUCUUACCGUAUUCGGUUUAACCUAGCGUGUACAAAAAGUUUGGAAUAUAGGUAUAAUAUCACUUUCAUGUAUUUUCAUUUCACACGUGAUUCAAAAACAAAUCUCCAUAUUAAUGUGUAUAUUUGAAAGUUUCGAUAACCAUUAGCACUAAGAUAGAAAUGGACCACUUUCGUAAAACGCUAACUAUUUAUGUUGCAUGAGCAUUUAUUAUAUAGUGUGCAGCCAAUGAGAACGGCCACGAGAACGAUGAAUGAUUUGAUAACCUUCACUUACCAAGUGACUAUAUAUAGUAUCAAUAAUUUAAUCAUGGGCCACGGUUAAUUGUUUUGUUUGGGAUGUAGUAAGCGUUCUUCAGCCAUCCGCAUGAUUUCACUCAAAAUAUAUCCAAAAUUGGAUCAUUGGAACUAUGCCAGAAACUUUGUACAAUAGACAAAUUGUUUGUUUGCAGGAGCUACAUGUACACAUAUUCUAGAGAAUAUAUAUUUCAUAAAAGUGAUUGAUGCAAUAAAUCUAUUUCAUUGUUAAUAUUAUACCUUUUUAACACUUGUUAAUAUAAUACUUAAAACAAACGUUGUGGGAGGAAAAGUCUUAGAACAAUUUGAUUAUAUGUUUUAUGACAUAUUAAUUAGAAAAUUAUUUACUAAGGACUCUAUCUUAAUAAGUUUAAAUUUGGAUUCAGAUCUAUCGGAAAUUAGGAUAAUGAGAUGAAGUUAUAUUAAACAUACUUCAACCAUGUGUUUUAGAAAUUUUCCACUGAUACUUGAUAGUUUAUACUCACACAACAACUUGUUAUGAGUUUUUAAUUUGUUGUCGUCUAUAACGUGUCACUUUUUUUUUUGUAGAACACUUGUUAUGUGUAUUCUAAAAUAUCUGUUAAAAAACAUAAAAAUACGUAAAAAGUCAAGAGCGCAUAGAAAAAUAAAAACCAACUCAAGAAAAAGUCCAAUGAUUUUAUAUAUCAACCAAUGUUCGAACUUCUAACAAAACAUGAGAUAGCCCCGAAACGACAUCGACUGUGCCCUUGACACUACACAUUGGAAUUGUGCCCAGUGCCCACAAAAAAAAAUCACCAACUCUCCUUUUCAAAUAAAUAAUGGACCAGUAUGUUUUCAGGAAUUAUAUGUAGUUAAAUGUUUAGUGAAAGAUUACCUUUAGGGUUUACCAGAAAAAAGGGAUUACCUUUAACAAUAAACACGUUCUUUAGAGAAUUAUUUUGUAGAAACUAAGGGUUUCAUGCAGGGCCGUCUUUUAGCACGUGCAAGUGGAGCGGUCGAACAGGAUCCAAAAUUUUAGAGGGUCCAAUAUUUUUUGUUUUAGUUAUAAAUUUAAAAUCAUAUAUUUAUAAAAAAAUCAGAAUAACUAUAUUUUUGUUUAGUCUUCGUAUUUAUAAAAAAUAAAUAUAAAUUUCAAUAAAUUAGGAAGUAAUUAGUAUUUAUAUCAAUUAUAUAUUUGGAAAGUAAGAAAUAGUUGUUGAUGUGUGUUUGAAUAUUUUAUGGUAGUAUAGAAAGUAAGUAUUUUAAUUUGAUUAUGUUUAGGAAAAAUUAUCAAUUAGUGAUAAUAAAUAGGGAGAACAAGAUAUAUUUUCUUCACCGUUUUUAAAUAAAAAAUAGCAAACACAAAAAAGCAAUGUUUUUAAACCCUACCCGGACACUGAACCGGACGACUUACCGGGUCGCUGGGUCACUGGGUCGACCGCGGAUGAACCGCGGGUUAAUAUAUGAAUUAAUUUUAUUAUAUAAUAAUAUAUUAACUAUGAAAAUAAAUAUAUAAAAACAAAAGUUUUAUAUUUUUUUAAUGUUUUUUAAAACAUAAAAUAAUAGUUUCGAUAUGUAUGUACUAUGUUUAAAAAGUAUUUAACAAAUACUUAACUUUAGUUUUUAUAUUUUUAUUUUCAUUUGACAUGCAAAAUAUAAAAAAAAUAGUUUAGACUAUUUAAAAUUUUCUGUAACAAAGUAAGAGUUAUGACAUCUAGAAAAAUCAAGAUAUAAAACUCACAAAUAUUUAAAUAUAUAAUUUGAAUAAUAAAUUAACUUCAAAUUCAAAAUAAACUAAAAGUAAAAGAUCAUUGCAAUAAAUUGUCAAUAGCAGAAAUAAACUAACACCAAAUCACAUCAAUUAAUUUUGGUUUUCUCUAUCAUCGUUCACUUCAUUUUUUUAGGUGGUAUAGUGAAAAAUCUUUUCAAAAUCUAAAAAUUACAAAUAUAAAACUGAAAAGGAAAAACCUAACUUUUUUUUUGUCAGCACUUAACUUUUUAAUUGAAAACUUAGAAUAUAAAACAUAAUCUAAAAACUAAAAAAAGAGUAAAAGUUAUUUAUUGGUUUAACCGGCGGUUCAACCGGUAUCGGGUUCUGGGGUUUAUUGGGUUUUUGCGGGUUUUUACGGGUUUUUGCGGGUUUUUAAAUAUUGGGUUUUUCAUAAAACCCAAACCGGAUUUUUUCUGGGUCACCGGGUUUACCGGUUCAACCAUGGGUCCGGAUCGGGUUUUAAAACACUGCAAAAAAGGAAAAAAAUAGCCUACAACUUCUGUCGACAAGCAAAAAAAGAGUACAUAACCUAAUCAAAGAGUAUAUAGCUUUUUGUCUAACUAUUAUCCAGAUUUUGUUAUUCUAUUAUAUUUAUAGAUUAUAAUUUCUGGUUGUGGAUAAUAAACGUAAAAAAACUGAAAAAGCUAGAAGAAUGAUCAAAUUUGAUGAUUUGAUCGAUGAUUUUGCAUUGAAAACUAGAAAAUUAUGUUAUUUAGAUAUAAAAUAAUUAAAUUGAUGUAUUUAUUUAUAUUAUAAUGAUAUUUAGUAAAAAAAUCUAAAUUAUUUUAAAUUAUUAAAAAGGGAAUUUUUGUUUGAACAGGGUCUGUAUAAAGUUUGAGACGGCCCUGGUUUCAUGUUUACCACAAAAAGGGUUUCAUAGACAUGCAGUCAUACACUGUAUUUAAUUAGAAUGACACAUGCUAGCAAAUAGAACAAGCAAGAGGAUAUUUUUAUUUCAAAGUUCAAAGGUAGUGGACAAAAAAGCAUUUUAUGACAUACAUGCAAAGAAGUAAAGAUUCCGAAACGAAACCAAAAAAAGAUGAAAAGAUAAACAACAUAACCUAAGCUACACUUGUAACUUGUAAGUAAAUACUGCUUUACAUUUUUUAAAAUUACUAAACAAAUUUUGUUCUUCUUAUUAUCUUGAGAGCACGCUAAUCUUAGCCAAUUAAUGUGUUUUCAAAAACAUUGCCAUAUACUUCCUGUGGUUUGACAGAUUCAGAUUUUAAGAACAAUUAUUAACUAACGUUUUAUUGAAACCAUCAGCGGAAUUUUCAUUAAUAUGCCAUAUAUAGCCAAGGUGUAUGAUUUAGCCUGUAGAUAACGAUGAACCAUUGGCGAAUUUUUGUAGAUUCCAAACUGUAUCGUUAUUUCUUAUAAAGAAAAAAUGCGAUAGAAUGUAUAAAUAAAAAUCAAUUAGUAACAACUGUAGAAUAUCUAAUAAAUAGUUUGUUUUUGUGAAAACAUUUACUAACGUCUUCAGUUUAACUAGCUAGUGACCGUUAACUUCUCAAUUCGCUAAGUUUUAGGUCUACUUUAAAAAGUUUUGGAACACUCAGCUUUCAUUUUUAUCUGAAUAAUAAGAAAAUAUCGAAUUCUUAAAUUGUUGAGUGCUAAUGGGCACGACUAACCCGCCGACACACCCAAGUCGUUCGUACACCUGUCCGAACUUACUCUUUUAGUGGAUCAGAUGAAAACGUUUUAGGAAAAUUAAAACUUUUCAAAUCUUUAGUUACCAAAAGUUAUCUACUGUAUAAGUUUAUUUGAUGGAGGAGCGUACCCUGAGUGCCACUUUAAUAAGUCAACUCUUUAGAUAAGUUUAUUUAUAUAUUGAGUUGCUCCUUUUUAAUUACCUUUAAUUUCAACUGUUAAAGUCAUGUUAAUGAUGUUAAUUAGCUUUUCGGUGUUUAUGUUGCAUAUAGUUGAUUGCCAAAAACACGAAAUGAUUAUUUAUAAUAUCUCAACUUAUGGAAAGUUUUUUUGUAUAAAUCAAAAUUUUAACAGAUUUUUAGAUAAUUUUGUCAACCUUAACCGAUUUUGAGUUUUGAUGGUGUGAUCAUAUCAUCAAGUUUCAAGGUUUCAAACUCAAAUGGUUUUAACCGUUAAAUUACAUAAACUAGUAUAGAAAAAGUUCAAAUACCUUUACAGUUAGCUAUAAUUUAUAUUAAAUAACUAAUAUUAAGAUUAGUUGUUCCUGUAAAGUUUUAGCCAGCUAACAACAUUUGAUAGCAUGUUGGAGAACUAAUAUUAUGUUUAACAGAAUUUUUACCUCCACAUUAUAAACCAUAAGCCUUAAACGCUAAAUCCAAAGAAGAUACGUAAAUCAUAAAUCCAAACUCUUAAAUUUAAACUCAGAAGAUAAACCCUAAGCUCUAACCUUAAAUCUAAAACCUAAAAGAUAAAUUUUAAUAGGCUGUCAUAGGCUAAUCAAUAAUCAUAGUCCAUAGUCAUAUUUUAUCUAUUUAGAAUAAAUUAGUUUAACAAAGGGUUAUCUAAGACUAUGUACAGUGGGGAGUUGAAUAAAAGGUUGAACUGUUGAAUUCUUGCAACGAGGGUGUUGAAAAAUGAAAUUUGAUGAUGUUGAUUAAUUGGUGUUGAAAAGAUUCAACAUGUUGAAUAAGAAGAAAAUAUGGACCAACGACGACACAUGUCACUUUUUUGAUAUUUUGAUAUUUUCUUAGUUAUUCAAAACCAAUUAAUCUCAUUAUAAAUUCAAUAACAGAUUUUUAUUUCUUAUACUAAAAUUUAUCAUUUUAAACUAUCUAUAAAUAGAAACUAGGUUUAUUUAAUUUGGAUAUAGAAAAAAAUAAUUAUUAAUUAAUAAAAUAGAAUAUUGAAUUUUAUUCAACAAAAACAUUGUAGUGGAUAAAAAUUGAAUGUUGAAUGAUGAUAUGGAAGAAAGAGAAGAUGACAUAAAGUGUUAAAAGAUGAAGUGAAGGGUGUUGAAUCUUAAAACCAUUAUACAUAGUCUAAGAUAUUUUACAUCUACUUUUCUCACUUUUCAAUACAACUUUCUGUUUUUUCAAAUAUGUAACUUAUUUGUGUAUACUGAACUAAUUAACUAUAAAAUAAAUAUAAUUUAAUAAAACACCACUUGAAGGCAAAUAAAUGAAACAUAAAUUGGGUUGUAACUAGAAAAACCCAAUUCGAAAUGGAAAUGAACAAGAACUCAAAUUAGUUUCAUGGGCUACACACAUACAUCUCCUUUAUAAUAUCAAGGGAUAACUUGCUUAAAACCAAAGAAAACUUAUGAUAUUAGCUACAUACCAAGAACAGUAAAACUUGUAGUUUUGUUGGCAUAAUGGGUGAUAUGUAAUGACAAAAUUAGCCUCAGAAGUUUCAGAUAGAACUUGUGUCCUAUAGGGAAGUACAACUAAUAGGUUAGCUGAGAAUAUUUUAUUAGAUUUGUCGAUAUUUGGCAAAGAUUUAGUAUAGAUUUGGUUAUAUUAAACAAAAAUACUUGUUUUCUCUCUCAUUAUCGUUGUUUUUUUCUUCAUCUUCUUCUUCUGUUUUUUUUUUUACAUUUGCCUGAUGAAUCUAAACAAAAUUAAAAAGAUCGAGAAUUCUGAACAAUUUCAUGAGUUCAUAAGUUUCUCUGCUUAUUUCUUUAGGAGUUCAUGAGUUGCAAACAACCAAAGAAAAUCAUGAAUUUCCUUCUUCUUUUUCUAUUUUCUUCCUCUACAUAAACACUUGAGCGCAUCCAACCAUUCAUCAUCAUUAUCACAGUCCCGAACAAGAUUAUGAGUUCUCUCUACCAGAGUUCAUUCCCUAUCAUACAAAAAUUUUCCCGAGUCAUUUUUCCAACAAUCAAGACGGUACCGUCUCAGAAUUAGAUGGCUGUCUAGUCGUGUAUAUGGUUCUUAUUCGUUUAGCCAGCUAAUCAAAUAUGGACUUGGUCUACUUCACCAUCCUCCACUUGAUAAAAACUCAGUGACACGAUGUGAACUAACAAAAACAAAGAUAAUAGUUAGCUGUUUUAUAUUCUUUUCAGUGACACAUAAUGAACUGAUCUUGCAAAACAGGUUUGGAGAUGAGCUUGAGAAGUUCUAAAUAAUUUGUAUUAAAAAUGCUAAAUUCUUUGAGUACUAUAUAUUGAUGAUAGUUACAAUAAGUUAAAAACUUCUAAUAUGAUAAUUAGACGAGUACAAUAUAUAAUAGAUGUAUAUAUUAAUUGUUAGCUUGUGUAUAGAGGAGUUUAGCCGGUUAUAAAUGAUUCAAAUAUAUUAUUCUUGAAAUGAUGGUUAUUUACAUUUUGGCUUACCAUACAUAUUAAAAUAUUGAUUUGCUUAUCAGUAAUAUAAUGUGAACUAACACAAAGAUCAUAGUUAGUUUUCUUAUAUUGAGUUCAAUGACAUGAAUUGAAUUAAUCUUGUAAAACAGGUUUAGAGAUGAGCUUGAGGAGGUCCAACUAGCUAAUUCGUAUUGAAAAUGUUAAAUUCGUAUAUUGAUGAUAGUUAGAGUAAGUUAAAAAUUUCUAAUAUGAUAUAUCAAAUAGUUAUGCUAUGAUAAUAUGAUAAUUACAUGGCUACAAUAUAGCAUGGAUGUAUAUAUUAAAUCUUAGCUUGUGUAUAGAAGAGUUUAGCCGGUAUAGAUGAUUCAAAUAUCUUAUUCUUGAAAAUGAUGGUUAUUUGCAUUUUAUUAAAAUGAAAGGUUUUAGCCUAUCUUUUUUAUUAGUUGAAGUAGUGGAUGACUUCAAUAUAUCAUGGACAUAUAAAUUAAAUCUUAGAUUGCGUAGACCAUAUUUAGCCGGUUACAAAGGAUUCAAAUAUAUCAUUCCUAAAAGUGGUGGCAGUUUGACUUAGCCAUACAUAUAAAGUGAUAGACAAUCCUUUAGUUGCCAACACGGAUAACAACUUGAGAAUACAAACUAAGGGACAUUUAACAAUCUACAUAUGAACAAUAUACAUAACAAGUAGUCUAAUAGUAAAACAGAGAAUGGUAGAUGACACAUAGAAUUACUAUUGAGAAUAAAAAAUAUUAUGUGUUUUUUUAAACAUAAUAUUAGUUUCAACAAAAGGAAAUACAAAAUACUUAAAAAAAUGUUGUUAACCGGAUAAAAUAGGCAAGCCCGAGCUAAAUAUAAUUUUAGCCCGCAAGAAGAAAGGUUAGACGUCUAAAUGACUCAGUAUCACCAAAACUUGUUUUAAGUUAGGCUAUGGACAACUAAUUUUAUAUUUGCAUUGCUAACACAUUAUUUAUGUUAUAUGAAAUAUAAUAGUAGCAUAUCAAUAUAAAAUAAGGUAAAUGACUUAUUAUAAGAUAUGCUGCUUACAUGUUAGUUAAAUGAAGUUUAACAUUCACAUUAGAAAUAUCAUUUGUAAUUGUAUUAGAAAAACAUAUGACUAAUUGCAAAU